UAAAUGGACCCAGCUUAUGUGAAGUUUAUGAUGUGCCAGUGCCUGUUAAAUCGAGCUGACUGGGGCUUAGCCGUCGCUUGCCUGAACGUGCUAUACUCCAUAUUUCUGUUCCUCUUCUGGCUGGUGGAGCUCAUCAAGUCUCUGGACAAUUAUCCCGUCAAGUGGGUGUUGCUGUAUGGCUUCAAUAUCAUGUUCAAUGUGAUCACCAUGAUGAGGAUCGUCAAGCGAGAGAGCAUAUCGGUCUUCUACUGGGCCUGCGGAACGGGUGCUCUUCUGCUUUUUCGUAUAUAUCAUAUCUACUAUGUGAAAGAUGUGUUUCCUCUGGCGGGAUGUGAAGCGUACAUGAUAUCUAACCAGAUUUUGGAUGCUUACAUUCUUCUGUCUCUGGUGGUCAUGGUUUAUGUCAUGUGGGGUCUGCACCGGGAACCAGAUCGCAUGUUUCCCAAGGAGGACAUGGUCAAUGAUUAUGUAUAUAAUCCUGAACCAACAGACCAAAAUGUAGAGCAACUUUAUGAGGAGCUUGAAGACAAGCGACUGGAAAUGAUUAGGGAAAUGAUCAAGGGAAAGGAAACUAAAGCUGAAAUCGAUCAUAUCGAUGAGGUGGAAAACUGUACAGAAAUGGAUGAUCUAAACAGCAAGGUCAUCCUUAAACUAGCUGGCAUUAAGGAGGAAGAAACAAAGGAAACUAAAGCUGAAAUCGAUCAUAUCGAUGAGACGGAAAACUGUACAGAAAUGGAUGAUCUAAACAGCAAGGUCAUCCUUAAACUAGCUGGCAUUAAGGAGGAAGAAACAGCAUCAAGUCCAAGUCCCAGCCCCAUUCCCAGUCUACACUGCGAACCCACCGCUCCCGAGGUGAUGGAUUCCUGCAGCCUGAAGUUCUGCCCUCAACCCACAGCUCCUUCAGAAAGUCAUCUUUCCUUCGAUGAUGUUUUUUGCUGCAUGGAUGCUGCCUGUGAUUCGAUAUCCUUUUCGUGCGAUGAUUAGAUAGCUACGAAUGUGUAUCGAAAGGAUAAGUCUGAUAUGAUAUAUAUUUUAAACCU
This is a messenger RNA of Drosophila kikkawai, 1040 nucleotides long. RefSeq lists its product as uncharacterized. The record is from RefSeq and is a predicted model, not a curated record. NCBI's taxonomy places the organism in Eukaryota, Metazoa, Arthropoda, Insecta, Diptera, Drosophilidae.